Molecule: messenger RNA, 408 nt
Organism: Symphalangus syndactylus (siamang)
Lineage: Eukaryota; Metazoa; Chordata; Mammalia; Primates; Hylobatidae
Product: small ribosomal subunit protein eS17-like
Biological process (GO): translation
Cellular component (GO): ribosome
Molecular function (GO): structural constituent of ribosome
Source: RefSeq, a predicted model, not a curated record
AUGGGCCACGUUUGCACCAAAACCAUGAAGAAGGCUGCCUGGGUCAUCAUAGAAAAGUACUACAUGCACCUGGGCAACGACUUCCACAGGAACAAGCGCAUGUGCAAGGAGAUCGCCAUUAUCCCCAGCAAGAAGCUCCACAACAAGAUAGCAGGCUAUGUCACCCAUCUGAUGAAGCAGAUUCAGAGAGGCCCAGUACGAGGUAUCUCCGUCAAGCUGCAGGAGGAGGUGAGAGAAAGGAGAGACAAUUAUGUUCCUGAGAUCUCAGCCCUGGAUCAGGAGAUCAUUGAAGUAGAUCCUGACACUAAGGAAAUGCUGAAGCUUUUGGACUUCGGCUGUCUGUCCAACCUGCAGAUCACUCAGCCUACAGUUGGGAUGCAUUUCAAAAUGCCUCGGAGACCUGUUUGA